This is a messenger RNA of Aplysia californica (California sea hare), 4709 nucleotides long. Its product is annotated as nucleolar protein dao-5. The record is from RefSeq and is a predicted model, not a curated record. NCBI's taxonomy places the organism in Eukaryota, Metazoa, Mollusca, Gastropoda, Aplysiida, Aplysiidae.
UCAAAAUGGCGGACAGUAUACACAAUCAAGUCCAUUGCAGACUGCCGUCGAAUUAGGAAGGAUACGAGACCGUUCCUCGAACGAGGACUGUCGUUGGAUGGUUUCUGCCUGCUUCAAUUAUUGGAGAUUAAAUAUAAACUUGGCUAGCAUUCGGAUGGAUCUGAAAUCUUGAGGUGGCACAACCCCUUCUUCUCUCUUUGCAAUUAUGCAGAAGUGUUUGGACGAAACAUCCUGUGGAUCUCUUUGUCAGCAUCCAAGUUGUUGGGCCUCCCAACAGCGCCAAGAAAAAGGAAUUCCUCGAGUUUUGCCCCCUAUACAAUUAGACUCCGAUUCCUCUGAUGAUGAAAUUUGCUUACCAACUCAAAGUGUUUGCAAUUUACUGUCCGAGUAUGGAGACAGUGGAAGUGACCGCUACCCUCUGUCAACCGGAGGACGGCCGUCGCACCAGUGGGACACGCCACUCCACUCAGCCACUAGGAGCGUCAAGUCUCUGGAUACUGGACUGAAGCUAGGCGUUCCUCACAACACCAAGACAAGUCUGCCCAGGACCAGGGGAUUCCACAAAAGAAACCCGAGACUGCGACUGGUAGAGGUACAGGAGGUGUUUGACCGAGAGGAUUUGGCUGGUCAGUGGGAGGAGACUUUUGUCACUCGGCCUUACUACGUGUGGAUGCCGAACCCUCAUCAGUCCAAGCUCUCUCACAGGGCAAGAGGUUCUCUCGGAAAGACAAAUCAUCCCGUACUCAUGAAAGAUCUGACCUCAACAAUGGUGCCCCCAGAGGUGGAGCAUCAACGCGAGGAAACUGUCUUAUUUGAUGAAUUUCCAGUACUCAAGAAAAGACAACUGCGCAGCAAGUCCCCUCCCAUGAAGCCGUUACACUACCUGAAGGCUCCUCAAGGAACGACAUCUGCGGAUAUCAGCAUCGAUUCUGAGGGAAUCAACGAACUCUUGUCUUUGCCAAGGGAGACACUGCUUAAAGUUCUUGAGCGCACAAAACGAAGUGAUUUCACAUCAAAAGGAAAACUCCACCGAAUCGUCCAGGAAUGUGUUGCUCGCGAUGAGCGUGCUCAAAUGGCUCUCAGCGCGCGAGAACUCCUGCAGCAGCGGCCCAUGCAGCUACACACGGAGCAGACACAGAGCUCUUUCCACCUGUCGCAGGGACAGCCCGUGUUCCAACUGGACGAAGCCGCAGCGCACCAGCCCCAGACCCCGCCGCAGAGCACCGGCGCGCCGAGUGACAUCGAGUCUCUGGACGACUUCCCGAACAGACGGCGGCCGCUUAUUCCGCUGUCAGGCGGGAGGGACAUGUACAACUCUGCCGACCUGGCCCCGUACCACCGAUUCAAACUUCCUGCCAUCUCCCUCGGCCUGCCGGAGCUUCCCAGUGGAGUGAAGACGACGAGACCCUUCUCUUACAAGAGGCAGGAUCUUGACUUCUCCUUAGGACCCGUGAUCUCCGCCCCGUCCAGUCACAGGAGCUCCAUCAGCGAGGGCUACUCCGAGAACGGUACCACCACAAUCAAGGUCAACCUGUCCUCCACUGGACCAAGGACACAGCUGGACGAGAUAGCCAUCCACUGCGUGUCCCCUGCCUUGUCCACCCACGUGCCUAUGGCCCCCGCCGGGACGCCCGCCAACUUCCAGUCGCCCACCAAGAGUGCGCCGCAGCUGCGAGAGUUCAAGGACAUGUCCCGCGACCCAACCUACUUAACGGUGAACACGUCGGAGAAGGCUCAGCCUCCGUCCAGGGAGCACAGGGAAGACACGCUGCUCUCCUCGCCUGGUCGUGCCGUACGGGCCAACACGCUGUCGCCGCUGGACGCACAGAGGCCUGUGACCUCGGAGGAACAAGGUCUAGACACUAUCCGGGAAACAGCCCGAGAGAACCAGGAUGACUCCGCGGCCUCAUCCCACCCACCGGUGACGGACCGGCCUCUGCUGAGCCCCGUGGCUCACUCGCCCCGGUCCCACACAGCUCAGGUCCACUCUCCUCAGCCCCCGUCUCCCUCAGCGGCGGCCAAUCAGAGAGAUGGGCAACGACCACAGCUCAAGCUGGAGGCUAGCACGCUGCGCAGCAUCGAUACAGGUCUGACCGUAGGAAGCCAGGCAGGGGUAAGGAAGAAGGCCUUGGUCGAGAUUAUGCCCGCAAAGUUCUGGAUGAAAAACGAAAGGCAGAAUCGCCCGCCCCUCCACCCCCCUCACCGGAACCUAAGGACCCGGCAGAGAGGGUAGAGCAGAGGGCACGCAGAGAUCUCAAGUCCAGAGACUCCCUGUCGAUGGCGCCCUUGAUGGAGGUCAGUGAGAUGGAGGAAUCGUCGCCGGUCCGGGCUCUGGACAGUCGAGGGAGAGACCACGGGGAGGGAGGACGUCAGGAGACAACCAGAAGGAUCCAUGUGACGGUGCCGAUGGAACACAGCGAUGAAAAGGACAGACAGACAGAGAGGAAGGCGGAGGAGGAGGAGGGAGAAGUUGUGUCUCAGGUGACCGUCCUCCACGUUGCCCCAAAAGGUCGCAAGGGUGAAGGUGCGUCGGAGAAAGUUCAAGAGACGUUCCUGAGUGUGGAUAUCCCUGCGGAGGAGUUAUCCAGUGUCCAGGCAGAGCACGGAUCAUCCAAGCAGGAUGACUUGUCCAGCGGCAAUCAGAAUUCUCAGAGCGGGGCUUCAGCGACGGCUGGCAGCCCCACCCCUAGGGCUCACGGGUCGGAGGUCAAAGGUGGGGAGGAGGAUGAGGAAGAGAAGGAACAAACCCAAUUGGGAGAGGAUGAAGAGACUGGCAUGCAAAUCGAGAGAGAUGGAUACAGAAGAGGGGAACAGGAUGAGCAAGGUGAGGCUGACGGCACUCUGUCUGCCAGGUUUCAGCUGAAAGAGAUGGGAAAUGAGGAGGAUAGCGAGUACAAGAAAGCCGACCGAGAGAGUCUGGACUCAGAUAUGUCCCCAGAGCUUCUGUGCGACAGCGCUCGCUUCAUUAGCCACGAUACAGUGUCCCCUGUCGAGGGAGAAAAUGACGAAGGGAGAGAAGACCUGGUCCGUCUACCAUUGGUUGAAGAGCAGGAAAGUACGUCUUUUCCUCCGGGGGAAACUGAGAGUAAAGACGAAGGCCAAGCUGGGAAUGAGGAAGACAAGUCACAAAUUCAGGACGAUGGAGAAAAUGGGAAGGGGAAUAAUAAUGAAGAAGAGGAAUCGCCUGACUUGCAGGCUCCUGGCAGUUUUUUCUUUGCAAAGUCGUCGUCUGAAGAAGAUUUGGCUCAGAAAGAUGAGGAGACUGGCGUGGUAGUUAAUGAAGGGGAGGGAGAGGACACUCCAGCAGUGGAAAGUAAGGAGCAAAAAGAUAUGGAGCAACAGAAUCGAAGCGUAGAGGGGAGAGAAAAUACAGAGUCGGAGUCGGAUUCACCUCAGGAAAAAGUACAAGCUCCACAAACUAAAGGUGCCCCUGGUGAUGGCGGCUCGUCAGAUCAAGUGACAUCAGAGCUGGUGGGAGACAUCGAUACAACAGAGGUGGCAGCGGAAGUGAGGAAAGUGGACACACAAAGCCCAGCUGAUGUCACUGUCCAAGAAAGUGUGAGCGAUGUGGCUGGUGAAGAUGACUCUAGCGAAAUGGUUGCUGAGGAAAAAGAUAAUGAUGCUACUGCAGAAAUAGAUCAGGCUGCAACUGCUCCACUUGGAGAGGGGGGUGAAGAAACUCAGCGAAAAAUAGGAAACAAUGUCGCUGUUGAUGAAGAGGGAGGAGGUGACGCAGUCCCUGGAAAAGAUGAAAGCAGCAGAGAAGAGGGAAAAGAUGCGUCUGAAGUGAAGGAACAACACGCUUCCUCUGUUGGUAGAGAUGGUGAUGUUGCUGAUGGCGGGGAGGGUCAGGCUGAAGUGUGUGGCAAAGACGAGGGAGACGAAGUUCCUGAAGAAGAGGGAGGCAAUGUUUCUAAAGAAGAGGGAGGCAAUGUUUCUAAAGAAGAGGGAGACGAAGUUCCUGAAGAAGAGGGAGACGAAGUUCCCGAAGAAGAGGGAGGCAAUGUUUCUAAAGUAGAGGGAGGCAAUGUUUCUAAAGAAGAGGGAGGCAAUGUUUCUAAAGAAGAGGGAGGCAAUGUUUCUAAAGAAGAGGGAGGCGAAGUUCCUAAAGACGAGGGAGAAGUUAAUGCUGAUGUGGAAGCUCCUGAAAACAGUGCUCCUCCGAAACAUGAGCAAAGUGAUGAACUUAAUGAGAAAGGAGAUGUCAAUGCGGAUGAGAAGGAAGAUGUUUUGAAUGAGGAUAAAAAGGACAUGGAAGAGACUGAAGAAAAGGGAAUGACAGAUAUUGUUCAAGGGGAUUAGGACAGGGAGAACAAAUCAAUCGUGAUAACUGAAGGGGCAGGUAUUCUCUUUUCAGCAUUAAAAAACCAAGAUAGCAUGAGAAUAGAUUGAAAAGAUGACUGUCAGGAUUAAAGAUAUAAAGCUCUGUGUGUGUGUGUGUGUGUGUGUGUGUGUGUGUGUGUGUGUGUGUGUGUGUUUGUGUGUGUGUGUGUGUGUGUGUGAGCACGCCACCUGUGUGUAUUUAAGCAUCUGUGUGUAUAGGCAUGUGUGUACCAGAAGGAGACAGAAAGAGAUUUGUAUAGAUGAUCAUUGUUGAUGUAAUAAAAAUCUUUUACUGUCAGCAUUUUUGGUCACAACCAACUGUUCUGGGAAGAAAUCUGGGUGCACAGAAAAAGUGGUAAAGGUCUGUUUAAGCCCUAACCCCCCCC